This is a messenger RNA of Gigantopelta aegis, 2030 nucleotides long. RefSeq names its product metallo-beta-lactamase domain-containing protein 1-like. The transcript is spliced from 6 exons. The record is from RefSeq and is a predicted model, not a curated record. The coding region runs from base 221 to 910 and encodes 229 amino acids. Lineage: Eukaryota; Metazoa; Mollusca; Gastropoda; Neomphalida; Peltospiridae.
GAACAACGUACCGUGACACGGAAGUGUAAAUUGAUGAUUGUUGUCAUGCGUAUUCGAGACUGUGAUCAGAGAAGAAUUUCACGGGUGACGGAAGGUUUAUUGGAGUGCGAUACAGAAAGUUGGAAUAGACGAUUGUCUGAAGUCAAAAGUGUCUGUCAAUGUUAAUUGGUCUCCAUCACUUGUCUACCACUUCUUGCCCAAUCUUGACCAGGAAACAACAAUGGGGUAUGAAGUUAUAGUCAUCAAAGAAGGAUACUGUUUUCCAGAGGGUGAAGAUUUUGUACGUGCCUGUGGAUCCAUCACACUGUUAAAGGGACGUCAUGUGAUCAUUGUCGACACUGGGAAUCCAAGAGACAAGAAUUUGAUCCUGCAAGGUCUCAGUAAUAACGGCUUGACCCCCGAGAAUGUGGAUUACGUUGUUUGCACUCACGGUCAUGCAGAUCGCGUCGGCAACCUCAACCUGUUCUCGCGAGCUAUCCACAUCGUCGCUUACGACAUCUGUGUCGGUGACCAGUACCUGAUGCAUGACUUCAAGGAGGGUAUCCCGUAUGAAAUCGAUGAGUUCGUGGAAGUGAUAGCAACUCCGGGACGCACCGGGGCUGAUGUCUCGGUGGUAGUGAAGAAGACACCAUUGGGGACAGUCGUUUUAACAGGAAAUCUCUUUGAAUGUUGCAAUGACCUGGAUGAUCCCCAACUCUGGCAGAACAGCAGCGAUGAGCCAGAAGUCCAGGAACAGAGUCGAAUCAAAGUGCUCAAAGUGGCGGACCACAUCAUUCCAGGACACGGACCUAUGUUCAAAGUGCCUGUCGAGUACAAGAAACAGAUGCGAGUCUUGAUGGUGUGCGAAAUCUUCACUGUGUCGGAAACGGGGCUUGCCUACCAUAACUUUAACAUUAUUGACCAAAUCUGAAGAGAGAGUAUUUUACACUACAGUAAUUUUUAAUGUCAUUGAAACAAUCUGAACAGUUUGUAAAACAGGUUUUUUUUUUAUAAACACUAAUGACCAAUUAUGGAAUGUAGUUUAGUCAUUUUGACACUAGGAACCAUAUGAAGAGUUCAGGCGCAAAACGCGAUAUAUCCAUUUUUCAUUUUCAGUAAAAGUGAGUUUUUUAAUUGGCGUAUAUCGCAUUUUGAUACAAAACACCGGGAUUUAACCAAUACAAUUUCAUACGGAUGAAUCACGUUCUGCAGCAAAACAGUGGGCCUACGAUUAGCCCUUACAGACAUACAAUAAUGGCUUUAACUAAAAACAAGAAAGAAAAUGGUUUAUAUUGCAUUUUGUGCCUGAAGUCUUCAUAUAUUUGAACAGAUGACCUACAAUUACUUUAAAUUUAUACUAUUUGGAGAGUUUUUGUUCUGUAUCCAAAAGAACCAUUUGAAAGCUACAAUCUUAAGAUUAUUUUUGUUAACUAUACUUAACUACUGUUUAGGCCAUAAUAAAAUUUUCAUCCAGUUUUUUUUUUUUUUUUUAAACUGGUAGGGGUAAGAAAUUUUAGUUUUUAUUUUACAUCUAAGAACAUUGUGUUUUUUGAGCAAGUAUAAAACAUGGGGGUGGGCCUUUAUCCUCAAGGCAGGCUAGGGAUAAAAAUCUGAUUUAUUUUAUCACUGCCUUACCUUUUAUGAAAUACCAUUUUUUGAUAUCCUAUAGAACCCAUAGACAGGAUAGCACAUACCAUAGCCUAUGAAGUACCAGUUGUGGUGCACUGGCUGGUGCUAGAAAUAAUUGAUAUCCUAUAGAUGCAGUGUUUAGUCUAGGUAACAUAUAUGUAGUCAGUUACCAUAAACUGUCAGUUCAUGCUACGCUUCCUCUACAGUUGUCUGUAAAAUGUAUUGAAAGACUAUUUUGACAUACAAAGGCAGUUGACUGAAUACAUUGAUACUGAAACACAACACUAUUAAAACUGCUGUUGUAUUUGUAUUUUGUAGGCUAUUAUAUUGUUGAGAUGUUUGCAGUUUUAAUGUAUGUGAACAGUGAACAAAAAGAAGAAGUUGUAUAUGAUUUAAAUAAAAGCCAUGUUACCACCAAAGAA